Messenger RNA from Tupaia belangeri chinensis (Chinese tree shrew), 957 nucleotides. It is a transcript of the gene OR2K2, whose product is annotated as olfactory receptor family 2 subfamily K member 2. Gene Ontology annotation, cellular component: membrane. Gene Ontology annotation, biological process: G protein-coupled receptor signaling pathway. Gene Ontology annotation, molecular function: olfactory receptor activity; G protein-coupled receptor activity. Lineage: Eukaryota; Metazoa; Chordata; Mammalia; Scandentia; Tupaiidae. The record is from RefSeq and is a predicted model, not a curated record. The transcript has a single exon. Bases 4 to 957 code for a protein of 317 amino acids.
GAAAUGCAAGGAGAAAAUUUCACCAUUUGGAGCUUUUUUUUCCUGGAAGGAUUUUCCCGAUACCCAAGGUUAGAGAUUGUUCUCUUCGUCUUCAGCCUUGUAAUGUAUCUGAUAACCCUCUUGGGUAAUAGCACUCUUAUUUUAAUUACCAUCUUAGAUUCACACCUUCAAACCCCCAUGUACUUGUUUCUUGGAAAUCUCUCUUUCAUGGAUAUUUGCUACACUUCUGCUUCUAUUCCUACUUUGCUGGUGAACUUACUGUCCCCCCAGAAAACCAUUAUCUUUUCUGGGUGUGCUGUACAGAUGUAUCUGUCCCUUGCCAUGGGCUCCACAGAGUGUGUGCUCCUGGCCGUGAUGGCAUAUGACCGUUAUGUGGCCAUCUGCAACCCACUGAGAUACCCCAUCAUCAUGAACAGGCAGGUCUGUGUGCAGAUGGCCACUGUCUCCUGGGUGACAGGCUGUCUGACUGCCCUGCUGGAAACCAGUUUUGCCGUACAGAUGCCCCUCUGUGGGAACCUCAUCGAUCACUUCACAUGUGAGAUUCUGGCAGUGCUGAAGUUAGCUUGCGCAAGUUCAUUGCUCAUGGACAUGAUUAUGCUGGUGGUCAGCGUUCUCCUUCUGCCCAUUCCAAUGCUCUUAAUUUGCAUCUCUUACGUCUUCAUCCUUUCCACCAUUCUGAGAAUCAGCUCAGCAGAGGGGAGAAACAAAGCCUUUUCUACGUGUGGUGCCCACUUGACUGUGGUGGUGUUAUACUAUGGGGCUGCUCUUUCUAUGUACCUAAAGCCAUCUUCGUCAAACUCACAGGAAAUAGACAAAAUUAUCUCAUUGCUUUAUGGAGUGCUUACCCCUAUGUUGAACCCCAUCAUUUACAGUUUAAGAAACAAAGAAGUCAAAGAUGCUAUGAAAAAACUGCUGGGCAAAAUACCAAUUGCAUCCAACAUGAACGUCUCCAACUGA